CGUCCUAUCUAGUGGGGUCAGUGCAGAGGGGAAACAGAGACUCCUGGCCUGCAACAAGGGCUGGGUCGCAAAGGGCCCGGGGAUGCGGUAUCCUCCCUGCACUGAGGCGUCUGGGGCUAUUCCUGUGUCCACAGCUUCUGACCCCAGAGGUGGCCUGGUGUGAAGGACGGGUCAACUCCAUGCAUAAGACCGCUGAGAGAGACAUGCAGGUAAUGAUCUUUCACCCCCAUGCUGAAGACACGAUAGCCCUGGAAGGAACCACGCGCAGCCUGUGUCCGCAGCGCUCUCAGCGGGGCCAGCCUCAAGCCCAUCCAGCAUGUCACUCCUGCACAGGCAUCGAUCUCAGAGGCAAGGCAGUGAAGGCAACCCGGGGCUCUCAGAGUCUCGCUCUCCGGGGCAUUGAGGGGGUGGCUGGGGCACCCUCUGGAGAGGAAGGCUCCCUGGGGACCUACAGAGCAGUACAGACACCUCCGUGGGGAGCAAAGCACUCAGGGAGCAGGGCUGACUCCUCUGCACGUAGCCAGAACCAGGCUUUCAUGCUGAGGUCCAAUGCACCAAUGCUAAGGAGGACACCUGGCCCCAUACGAUACAGAGUUUGAUGGGAGCUGCUGUUCCUCCACCUGCCGUCCUGGGCAGGGAGCAUCCUUGGCGAUAGCACUUGCUUUGGGGGAGCAGAUUCUCGUGCAGCGUACAUGGGCCGACCGUUGCUCAUACCCAAAUUUUGCCUUAUAUAUUUUGGGGGAUGGCAGCCGCAUGCCAUCAGAAAUGUGCCCCCUCUCCACCACGCUGGGGCCAGUGGGGCACAGGGGGAAGUCUCCCCAUUCCCUGCCCAGCACACCAUGGGGCAGGAGGUCGAUGGUGUGACCAGUGAAGGGGGUUGAAUCUCUUGGAGAAGCAUGGCCACGUGGCAGGGGUUUUCUUAUGGGUACUGCUGUGCUGAGCCGCGAGUUCUCAGCAGGACCAAGCUGCAGCAGGGCUGAUGUGGGCACAAUGGCUAAUAAUGUGGAUUCAUACACUGAAGAUACACCUGCCAAUCCACCAAAAAGAGCAGCCGGCACUGCGCCCGCGAUCACAUUACCCCGCUGGGCUGGGAAUCAAUAAUACAUACAGCCCUGGAGCACGGCGGAUGGGGCUGUGGUGCUAACACACUGCGGGCAGGCAUGGCUCAAGGAGGCGGUACGAAGGAUGAAGACCCCUUUGCACACCAGCUUGAAGGUGCCUGCCACGCCACGGCACCAAGACCCCACCCCACGUCCCUCUCCUGCCCAUCUAGCCCUCACCAGCCCCGAGCACCCAUCUGCCCAGUGGCGCGCGCACGGAGAAGCCAGCAGGCGGUAACCGAAUCCACAGCCGAGCAGAGCUGGUUUUGGGCUCCUAAGGAAUAAUUUAGCUGCCAGAGGCUAUUUCCAGCCAGUUACCCAGAUACCGUGUUCCAGGCGUGCAGUCUCCGCUGGCAUCGGUUACCAACUGCAAAUAAUGAAGCAUCACCCAAGUGCCAAGCUGAGCAAGGAGGGGGGGGGUCUAUGCAGGACCCUUCAUGGGGACAGCUUGGGCAGGUCCCCAUGGGAGAGCCCGCAGAAGCAGAGGGGACAGGUAACAGGCCAGAGACACACCUUAGUUGCUGAGGGACAUGGGUGGGUACUGAAUGGCCCUGUGAGAAUGGAGGAAGCAGGGGGUUGAGGCCCUGGACAAAGCCCUUUUGGGACCAAGGCCGAGGGGCUGGGUCAGGGGCAUGAGGCAGCCUGCCCUGGGAGUCCUGAGGGCAAGCAAAGGGCAGGAGACACCCCGGGGUGAAGGCCAGCAGCUCCCCCCAGCCUGGGCCUGGGCCUUGGCAACACGAGUCCACCUGGGAUCGGGUUCCUCUUUGUUUCCUGAGCUGCACAUUGAAGGAGACACCUGCAAUUUUAAUGAAGACAUCGGAUCCCGGCGGGCGGCAGUGGGGACGGGACGAGUGCGCAGGACCCGAGACCUCGCAGACCGCUCAAUUUGCCCAGCGUGGAAGUGCAAUGGGCACCCAGCCCUGCCCCCAGCGUGCCAGGCACAGGGGCUGAGCCGGACCCUGCACAGAGCCGCCUGCCAGCCGGUGCCCAGAGCCUCGUGCCUGCCGCCCGCAGCCGCGCCCGAGGGCCAGCGCGCCCGGAGCCACCAUGACUCAGGGCUUCUGGAGACUCUACAAGUCCAAGGUGCUGCAGACGCUGGGCAGCGAGGAGCCGGAGGACGAGUUCAAGGAGGAGAGCGACAACCCCGAGCUGGUGGAAACGGCCGAGGCCCCGGUUUUGACAGAGGCUGGAGCAAACCCCGUGGCCCAGCUGGCACGGAGGGUCCAGGGAGCCAGCGCCAAGAGCUGGAGGACCUUCUCGUCGCUCUUCAGCAGGGAGGACGAGCACCAGCUGCUGACGCCCGAGCCCUGUGCUGACCACCCCCUGGCAGCCAAGCCAGCAGAGCUGCCACCGUCCGAGAGGAAGGCCUCUGGCUUCUGGGACAUCUUCGCCACCAAAUGGCAGCAGACCACCGUGCUGGACAAGAAGGGCGCGCAGUCCGAGUACGGCAAGCCCAUGGGUGAGGAUGCCACUGGGGCGGCCGGAGAAGCCCUGAGCGACGAGGCCGCCUACCCCAGCAAUGGCAGUGACCUCCGGGAUGUGGAGGAGGGGCCGUUCCGCUGGGGCCUCCUGGCCAGCAAGCUGGCCGAGAUGCGGAAUAAAACCCCCUCCAAGAGCAACUAGGGGAGGAGGCGCAGACGAUGGACAGCCCCUGCAAAGACUCCCGCAGCACUGCCAGGGGCAGGUCUCCCCUCUCCCCCCUCCCAGACCGCCCCUGAGAGCUGUGGGGCUGGGACAGGACCAUCCAACAUCAGGUAGCUGCUCCCCCGACCCUGGAAAUGAGAGCGGCAUCGUCUCCCAGGCUCGACCACAUUCCCUGCCCCGUCCUUGGCACCGUAUUGGCAGCAUCACCGUUUGAACAAGGCACUGGGAUGCCGGGGUCUCCUCCCCGCUAGGACAUGGCAGCCUGCAACCCUCUUUGCAGGGGCUUUGCAAAGCAGGGAGGACGGGCACAGCAGUCACGGGUGGGAGAAACCUCUCACAGCUCGACCCUGAAUGGGCAGGAGAGACCGAGAGUAUCCCCCUGCCAGUGUCCCGUGGUGCGGUGCCCGGGUCGUGCCCCUGGGGUGGGAGACGUGGGGCCUGACCCCAGCCAGCUCCUCUCCCUGCUAACGGGGCUCUUGCUCCUGUGGGACUCUCACCUACCGAGAGACAGGGAGAGGGGACCAGGUUUUCAGAGCCAGCCCCCUUCACCAGCUGUCUUGAGUGGGUCACCCCAGAACCGAGGCCCUGGGCAUACUUUAAAGACUCGUGUCACAGGAGCUGGGCUUCGCUCAGGCACCGCGCUGGAAGCGAGAGCUCCGGCGGGUGCUGAUGGGUGCUGGGACCCUGCCCCCCUCCAAGGGGGAUGUCCCCAGGGCCACCAGUGCCAGACGGACCCUGGGUGACUCCCCUGAGCACGACCCUGUAUUUGCGCAGCUCCGAGCUCCCUCCGCGCGCCAACAGCACUUGUCUUGUGGUCUGCCAGGCGGGCAGGCCGCGUCCCUGCUGCUGUGGUUGUUUAAUACUGACACUGUCCUUUU
This is a messenger RNA of Gavialis gangeticus (Gharial), 3622 nucleotides long. Its product is annotated as testis development-related protein-like. The record is from RefSeq and is a predicted model, not a curated record. Lineage: Eukaryota; Metazoa; Chordata; Crocodylia; Gavialidae. Gene Ontology annotation, biological process: spermatogenesis. The transcript is spliced from 4 exons. The coding region runs from base 2148 to 2723 and encodes 191 amino acids.